AUGCCGUGGACUGUACACAUGCUUGCUGUGUUCGAGAAGCACCCAGUAGAAAGGUUUUACCCUAUUCAAUAUAAUUUGCUACUCACCAACACUGCAAUUACCAAGGUUGGGUUUGCCACCUUCAGUAGAGGUGUUUUGCUCACAAUCCCAUUCACUUUCCUCAUCACACGUCUUCCCUUCUGCAGGGGCAACCUCAUCCACCACACCUACUGUGACCAUAUGUCUGUGGCCAAAUUGUCUUGUGGCAACAUCAAGAUUAAUGUUAUUUAUGGUCUAGUAGUUGCCAUAUCGAUUGCAGGAUUUGAUAUUUUCUGUAUCUGCAUGUCUUACACCAGUAUUAUCCGGACUGUAGUAAAUCUCUCAUCUGCAGAUGCUCGCCACAAAGCCUUCAGCACUUGCACCUCACACAUAUGUGCUAUUGUUAUCACCUAUGUCCCAGCCUUCUUCAACUUCUUCACUCACCGCUUUGGGGGACGCACCAUACCUCACCACGUUCAUAUUGUCAUAGCCAACCUCUACCUGUUGCUGCCUCCCACUUUGAAUCCAAUUGUCUAUGGAAUGAAGACCAAGCAGAUCCGUGAAGGAGUAAUCAAGUUAUUUCUUAGAGAAAAAGAUAUUUUGAGUAUGAGCUAA
Molecule: messenger RNA, 633 nt
Organism: Suricata suricatta (meerkat)
Lineage: Eukaryota; Metazoa; Chordata; Mammalia; Carnivora; Herpestidae
Product: olfactory receptor 52N1-like
Exons: 3
Coding region: 1-633 (210 amino acids)
Biological process (GO): G protein-coupled receptor signaling pathway
Cellular component (GO): membrane
Molecular function (GO): olfactory receptor activity
Source: RefSeq, a predicted model, not a curated record